Molecule: messenger RNA, 3084 nt
Organism: Mangifera indica (mango)
Lineage: Eukaryota; Viridiplantae; Streptophyta; Magnoliopsida; Sapindales; Anacardiaceae
Product: ATPase 9, plasma membrane-type-like
Exons: 15
Coding region: 1-2898 (965 amino acids)
Biological process (GO): regulation of intracellular pH; proton export across plasma membrane
Cellular component (GO): plasma membrane
Molecular function (GO): ATP binding; ATP hydrolysis activity; P-type proton-exporting transporter activity
Source: RefSeq, a predicted model, not a curated record
AUGGCCGAAAAGGGGAUUAGCUUGGAGGAAAUAAAGAACGAGAAAGUCGACCUUGAGCGCAUACCGAUUGAUGAAGUAUUUGAACAACUCAAAUGUUCAAGGGAAGGUUUGUCAAGCGAGGAAGGACAGAAGAGGCUCCAAAUCUUUGGUCCAAAUAAACUGGAAGAAAAAAAGGAAAGCAAAAUUCUGAAAUUUUUGGGUUUUAUGUGGAAUCCUCUCUCAUGGGUCAUGGAGAUUGCUGCUAUCAUGGCCAUUGUUUUGGCUAAUGGAGGGGGAAAGCCCCCAGACUGGCAGGAUUUUGUUGGUAUUGUGGUAUUGCUUAUUAUCAAUUCCACCAUAAGCUUCAUAGAGGAAAAUAGUGCAGGCAAUGCCGCUGCCGCCCUUAUGGCGGGUCUUGCUCCCAAAGCUAAGGUAUUGAGAGAUGGAGCAUGGAGUGAGCAAGAUGCUUCAAUUUUAGUCCCUGGAGAUGUGAUCAGCAUCAAGUUGGGAGACAUUAUCCCGGCAGAUGCCCGCCUAUUGGAGGGAGACGCACUCAAGAUUGAUCAGGCUGCACUGACCGGCGAGUCCUUGCCAGUGAAUAAGGGUCCUGGUGAUGAAAUCUUCUCAGGGUCUACUUGCAAGCAGGGUGAAAUUGAGGCGGUUGUGAUUGCCACUGGUGUCCAUACUUUCUUUGGUAAAGCUGCUCAUCUCGUUGACAGCACCAAUCAAGAAGGGCACUUCCAAAAGGUAAAUAAACUGUCAAGAAUCAAUCUAUUUUAUUCAGGAGAGGAAAAAUGCAGGGUGUUGACAUCCAUUGGAAACUUCUGCAUAUGCUCCAUCGCAAUAGGGAUGCUUAUAGAGAUAGUGGUGAUGUACCCAAUUCAACACCGACCAUACAGGAGUGGAAUUGAUAAUCUUUUGGUGCUUCUCAUUGGAGGAAUUCCAAUUGCCAUGCCAACAGUAUUAUCUGUGACAAUGGCCAUUGGCUCUCACCGCCUUUCGCAACAAGGCGCUAUCACCAAGAGAAUGACGGCCAUUGAAGAAAUGGCCGGAAUGGAUGUACUUUGCAGUGACAAGACUGGGACUCUCACUCUCAACAAGCUUACAGUAGACAAGAGCAUGAUCGAGGUAUUCGUUAAGGACAUAGACAAGGAUACCAUGAUUUUAUACGCGGCAAGGGCCUCCAGGGUGGAAAAUCAGGAUGCUAUCGAUACUUGUGUUGUUGGAAUGUUGGGAGACGCCAAGGAGGCUAGAGCUGGUAUCACUGAGGUGCAUUUCUUGCCCUUUAAUCCAGUGGAAAAGCGUACAGCCAUAACAUACAUUGACACAGAAGGAGAAUGGCACAGAAUCAGCAAAGGUGCACCAGAGCAGAUCAUUGAUCUCUGUAAUCUUCGUGAAGAUGUAAGCAAAAAAGCUCAUGCUAUCAUAGGUAAGUUUGCUGAUCGUGGACUUCGAUCGCUUGCAGUUGCUAGACAGGCUGUUCCAGAGAAAACCAAGGAGAGCCCGGGUGCGCCCUGGCAAUUUUUGGGUCUUUUGCCUCUCUUUGAUCCUCCAAGGCAUGACAGUGCAGAGACCAUCCGUCAUGCCCUCGAUCUUGGUGUCAAUGUCAAGAUGAUCACUGGUGAUCAGCUAGCCAUUGGCAAGGAAACCGGUCGCAGGCUUGGUAUGGGAACUAACAUGUAUCCCUCUUCAGCCCUCUUAGGAGACCACAAGGACGAGUCCGUUGCUGGACUCCCAAUUGAAGAGCUUAUUGAGAAAGCGGAUGGCUUUGCCGGAGUGUUCCCAGAGCACAAAUACGAGAUUGUGAAGAAGCUUCAAGAAAGAAAUCAUAUUUGUGGAAUGACUGGAGAUGGCGUGAACGAUGCCCCAGCCUUGAAAAGAGCAGACAUUGGAAUUGCAGUCGAUGAUGCUACUGAUGCUGCACGCAGUGCAUCAGAUAUAGUGUUGACAGAGCCCGGAUUGAGUGUCAUUGUGCAUGCUGUCUUAACAAGCAGAGCCAUUUUCCAGAGAAUGAAAAAUUACACCAUUUACGCUGUCUCCUUAACCAUCCGUAUUGUGCUGGGUUUUAUGCUCCUUGCUCUUAUCUGGAAGUUUGAUUUCUCACCAUUUAUGGUUCUGGUCAUUGCCAUACUCAAUGAUGGAACCAUCAUGACCAUUUCUAAGGACAGAGUGAAGCCAUCUCCUCUUCCAGAUUCAUGGAAGCUCAAGGAAAUCUUUACCACCGGCAUAUUCCUGGGCAGCUACCUCGCUGUCAUGACUGUUAUUUUCUUCUGGCUUGCUUAUGGUUCAACCUUCUUCACAGAUAAGUUUGGUGUAAGGCCAAUUAAUAAGAACGAGCAUGAGCUCACAGCAGCAGUGUACCUCCAAGUAAGUAUAGUGAGUCAGGCACUGAUCUUUGUCACUCGGUCCCGAAGCUGGUCUUUUGCCGAACGCCCUGGUCUUCUGCUUAUCACUGCCUUUUUACUAGCACAAUUGCUGGCAACAAUAUUAGCUGUGUAUGCAAAUUUUGGCUUUGCAAAGAUUCAAGGUAUUGGAUGGGGAUGGGCUGGAGUUAUAUGGCUCUACAGCAUCGUCACUUAUUUUCCAUUGGAUAUUAUUAAAUUAUUUGUCCGAUUUAUGAUGACUGGCAAGCCCUGGGAUACCCUCCUCCAGAAGAAGACUGCUUUCACAACAAAGAAGGAUUAUGGUAAGGGAGAGCGAGAGGCACAGUGGGCUCUGGCGCAACGAACUCUCCAUGGACUGCAGCCUCCAGAGAAUGACAAGAGCUACGGAGAGAUGUCUGAGAUCGCUGAACAGGCAAAGAGGCGUGCUGAAGUUGCCAGGCUAAGGGAGCUUCAUACACUCAAAGGGCAUGUUGAGUCUGUGGUGAAACUGAAGGGACUUGACAUUGACACCAUUCAACAACACUACACUGUUUGAAUGAAAGGACAGAAGAGUUUUAAGAUACAAGACACGGGACUAGAUAUUACAAAAGAAUUUAAUGAUUUUGUAGGAAGGUAGAAAGGUCUGGGAAUAAUCAACAGAAGAGAUUGUCUCUCUGACAAUCCUAGGUUGAGAAAAAUGAUUAUGAAAUUUACAAUAGGCUUUACUAACUGAGUAUAUGUA